Helicoverpa zea (corn earworm) is the source of this 2348-nucleotide messenger RNA. Its product is annotated as fatty-acid amide hydrolase 2-A-like. The record is from RefSeq and is a predicted model, not a curated record. Bases 290 to 1936 code for a protein of 548 amino acids. The transcript has 12 exons. NCBI's taxonomy places the organism in Eukaryota, Metazoa, Arthropoda, Insecta, Lepidoptera, Noctuidae.
AUCAAAUACAAUUUACAUUCAUGUAAAAUACUGGAUACUUUGAUUCCAGAAGUAUACCAUGAAAGUUUGAACGAUAGAACCACGAUCGCAUUAUUAUGUAAACAAGAAAUAUCUCUAUGAAGCUUAGAGAUAAAAUAGAAAGUUUUGCAUCUAAUAUGGCUAGCACCUUUCACAUCAUUCCUCGUCGCGUACAUACACGCCAGCGAAUUUGAAAUUAGAACUGAUCUUUUUCAUUGUAGUUUCAAAAAACAAACGAGUUGUGUUAAUUAACAUAAUUUAUUAGAGAGCAAUGAGCAUAUCGAACGGCGAAAAAGCGAAAAAUAUCCAGCAUCACAAAAAUAAACCGACAAAAAUAUUCCUGGGUAUGGCUACCAACAUGCUGAAACAUGCGUUCCUCAUCUUCCGAACAUACCUGGACCUGGUCAUCGACAUCAUCUACGGAUACUUCUGGGAGGGAACGAGGAAACCCUUACCAGAUUUGGAGAAGAAACAUGCCAUGUUAGCCGAAAGUGCUGUGGCAUUAGCUGCGAAGAUCAGGAAUAAGGAGUUGAAGUCUAAGGACCUGGUUAAGGCUUGCAUUGAAAGGAUUCAGCAAGUAAAUCCAAUAAUAAACGCGGUAACAGACGAGAGAUUUGAUGAUGCUCUGAAGGAAGCGCAGGAAGUAGACAAACUCAUUGAGGCAGGACUUACUGAUGAGUACUUCCAGAAGAAACCGUUUUUGGGCGUCCCAUUCACAACAAAAGAAAGCCAUGCAAUAACAGGCCUGCUACAUACACUGGGCUUAGUCGCCCGGCGUGACGUGCGAGCGCAUGAAGAUGCUGAAUGCGUGCGACGCCUGCGCGAGGCCGGCGCCAUCCCUGUGGCCGUCACUAAUGUUCCCGAGGUCAAUAAGUGGAUGGAGAGCCGUAACUACGUGUUCGGUCAGACGUGCAACCCGCACCACUCGGGCCGAACACCCGGCGGCUCCAGCGGCGGGGAGGCUGCCCUCUGUGCCGCCCGGGCCACACCCAUCUCACUCUGCUCGGACAUCGGCGGCUCGACUCGCAUGCCGGCGUUCUUCUGCGGACUGUACGCGCUCAACCCUACUUCUGGAUACACUAGCCUUAAAGGCUCAGCUCUCCGCUCGGGCUCGGAGAAGUCGAUGGCGUCGAUAGGGCUCGUCAGCUCGCACUGCGCCGACCUCAUACCGCUCACCAAGAUCAUUGUCGAUGCUGACAAAGUGCAGGAGUUGAAUCUAGAUAGAGUUGUUGAUGUUAAGAAACUGCGCUAUUUCUACGUAGAGACGGCGCAGGAUCUGCGCGUCAGCCCCAUCUCACCUGAACUGCGCAGCGCUAUGAACAGAGCCAUCACCAAGCUUACAGAAGACGCGACUUCCACUCCUCACGUGCCUGUCCCCUACUACCACGCCGGCUUCAACUACAUGUUCGUGCUGUGGCGCUACUGGAUGACGCACGAGGAAGAUGACUUCGCCUCACUGCUGACUAACGGACGAGGAGCUGCGAAGGCCUAUGCUGAGCUGCCUAAGAAGCUAGUAGGCAUGUCGAACUUCACUCUCCCGGCUAUCAUGAAGCUGCUGGAUGACCAGGUGUUACCGCCCGUCAACAAGGACUGGGCUGAGAAGCUUACUAACGAACUCAAGGAGGAUUUGAUUAAAACCCUAGGCGAUGACGGAGUGCUAAUAUUUCCUAGCAGUCCCUCAGUGGCGCCGUAUCACUACUCUCCUAUAGUGAGGCCCUUCAACUUCGCCUACUGGGCGGUCAUUAACGCACUCAGAUUCCCCGCCGCACAGAUCCCUCUCGGCGUGAACAGCGACAAACUUCCUCUCGGCAUACAAGUAGUCGCCGCACCUAAACAAGAGGCUCUCUGUGCAGCCGUCGCGCAGUACCUCGGCGAAGCCCUAGGGGGCUCCACUCUUCCUUGCAAGAUAUUAGACUAGACUACGAAGAAGGAAUCUGAUAUUAAAUACUCAGAUUUGCGCCCUAUAAAUCGCUUGUAAGGGAUUUUAUUGCUGGUUCCUCUGACGGACAUUGAACACUAAGAAAUUAACUGCCGGCAAAGGUGCUUUUAGAAACCGGCCACUAAUGAUUUUAAUAUUAGCUUGUUCUAUUGAUUGUCAAUAAUUAAAUAAUCCAGCAUAAGUAUAGUUUUGCUUACACAUGUAUAAUCUACUUAAUUUAUACUUAUCUUUAACAAUAUAAUAAGCAUUUUUUUAAAUCAACAUUCAAAGUUCGCAUUUAUAAUUUAAGUAUGAUAUGAUAAGUAAUUUCCAGUUUGCUAUACAUCCAUAUAUUUGUUAUUUUAUAUAAUAUUUACAUAUUUUCAAUGAUGAUAAUAAAACUAUCUUAAUA